Molecule: messenger RNA, 1478 nt
Organism: Cuscuta europaea
Lineage: Eukaryota; Viridiplantae; Streptophyta; Magnoliopsida; Solanales; Convolvulaceae
Source: the annotation of a GenBank genome assembly
CAAUGACUGCAAUUUCUGCCAAGCACAAGAUAAAACAGUAUCUAACAACUGCCUUAAAAGCAUUUCCCUCUGUCAAAAACCGACCAAAUUCCAAUAUUUUAGAAGCCCAAACUCUUGAAUUCUUAAUGAAACGAGUAUGUCUGGUCUCAAGAAUACUUCCCAUCCCCUUCGCCCUUCAAAUUCAUAUAAUUCCCUUUACAAUAACCCUCUAGUCGUUGCAUCUGAGGACAAAGGGAAUGAUUCUCCGAAUAAGCCCAAAAGUUCGGGUCUGGCUGGGAAAGAGAAUGCUGCUCCAACUAGUGGAGCCAAGUCCAAGCUGAAAGAUGGAGUCUUCAAGCCAUCUUCACUUAAGCUGUGCAUGAAAAAACAGGAUUCUGAUUCUGGGAAUCUGUGGGACUAUUCAGAUUCAGAGGCCGCGCCUGCUUCUUCUUGGUCUACCUUACCGAAUAGGUCAUUGUUGUGUAGGCCUUUGCCUGUGGAUAUAGGGAGGUGUACCUGUGUUAUUGUGAAGGAAUCAUCUCCAGAUGGUUUCAGCGGAGGAUCUCUCUACUCACUCUACACCUAUGAGGGUCAAGGAAGACAGAAUCGGAAGCUUGCUGUAGCUCAUCACAGAAGGCGAAAUGGAAAAUCAGAAUUUAAAGUUGCUCAAAGUUCAAAGGAACUAAUGAUGAGUUCAGAAGACAGUUUGAUUGGGAAAGUAACUGCUAACCUCACGGGAUCAAAAUACCACAUAUGGGAUCAGGGGCAACUUAAUUCUGGACCAAAACCAUCCAAACUAUUAGCUGUUGUGAGGUUUUCUGCUACAGUGGCUACCUGGAUUGGGAGUUACAGAAGGAUCAAAUCAUGGGUACCAAAGCACCAAUCCAUGCUGUUGAAAAGCAGCACAACAACACAGAUCCAACAUAUUAAUGGAUUGCCAAUAGAUUGGAAGGAACAUAUGGAUAAUGUUCAUCAGCUGCUAUCUAGGGCUCCCAUCUUCAACAAGAUUUCGAAACAGUAUGAGUUAGACUUCAGAGACAGAGAAAGGCCAGGACUCAGAAUCCAGAGCUCUGUGAAAAACUUUCAACUGAUGUUGGAGAAGAAUGGAAGGCAGACAAUACUACAACUUGGGAGGGUAGGGAAAUCAAAGUAUGUGAUGGAGUAUAGAUAUCCACUAACUGGUUAUCAAGCGUUUUGCAUUUCAUUGGCUUCCAUUGACCCAAAGCUUUGCUGCAUGGUAUAAUAACUUCAGAACAUUCGGCUUAGCAUUUUGUUUAGUUUGGUUUGAAUGUAUAAAGUGGUCUCAAGUGUGUCAAGAAAGAAUCUCCUUGACAUCCAGACUAACAUUUCAUUUUAAUUUUAUAGUUCUAAGAUUUACUUUUUCAUACCAAACAUAACUAUUAUUUAGUGAGAAUAACCAAGCAUAAAUAUGAGAAUAGUUUAUGCAAGUACAUAAAGCUUUGCUGAUUUAACUAUGCCUAUAGUGGGUUGAAAUCUAG